Molecule: messenger RNA, 859 nt
Organism: Micromonas commoda
Lineage: Eukaryota; Viridiplantae; Chlorophyta; Mamiellophyceae; Mamiellales; Mamiellaceae
Exons: 1
Coding region: 67-522 (151 amino acids)
Biological process (GO): translation
Cellular component (GO): nucleolus; ribosome; cytosolic small ribosomal subunit
Molecular function (GO): small ribosomal subunit rRNA binding; structural constituent of ribosome
Source: RefSeq, a predicted model, not a curated record
CGCACGACGUUCACGUCCGUGCCAACGAAGUACCGUUCGGUUCUUUGUUACUUAACCUAGACAAACAUGGGUCGCAUGCACACUCCCGGCAAGGGCAUGAGCGGUUCCGCUCUGCCCUACAAGCGCUCCUCUCCCUCCUGGCUCAAGAUCACCUCCCAGGAGGUGAACGACAUCAUCGCCAAGAUGGCGAAGAAGGGCCUUACCCCCUCCCAGAUUGGCGUGCUUCUCCGUGAUAACCACGGCGUUGCUCAGGUGUCCUCCGUCACCAACUCCAAGAUCCUCCGCAUCCUGAAGGGCCAGGGCCUCGCGCCCACCCUCCCCGAGGACCUCUACUGCCUCAUCAAGAAGGCUGUGUCCGUGCGCAAGCACAUGGAGCGUAACCGCAAGGACAUGGACUCCAAGUUCCGCCUCAUUCUUAUCGAGUCCCGCAUCCACCGCCUGGCCCGCUACUACAAGCUCGCCAAGAAGCUCGCGCCCAACUGGAAGUACGACUCGGCCACCGCGUCUACCCUCGUCGCCUAAGCAACGAAGGUUUCAUUAGGUUUAGGGUCCGGCGUGUCCUUGAACCUGGGGUUGGUGAAGGGGUUCUUUGGGUUUGGUCGCGCGCGGGGCGUAGCGAUCGAGGGGAUUGAACAUACGAGUGGAACGCCGAUCGGAGCGGCCGGGCGCGUCACCGGAAGGGACGCAUCGGCUGGCACGAUCGACUAGGGGCGCCGGGAGGGCGCCAGCGGAGGGCUUGGGAAAAAUCCCCCCCGCUCUUUGGCUGAUCGCCGCGCGAGCGCGGCGAACAGCCUCUGCCGAGGACCAAUAGGUUUACUAGCGAAACGUUUCAAUCUCGAUCUCGACAAACCGUGCGUUC